AGAUCACUUGGGCUGGGGGAAGCUAGAGCUACCAUGUCAUGAAGACUCAGGCUUCCUGCCAACUGCCAUGUGAAUGAGCAAUGUUGGAAGCAGAUCCCCCUAGUUAAGCCUUCAGAUGGCUGCAGUCUGGAUGAUGUUGACUGAAACAUCACCCUGAGCAGAUCCUGAGCAGAACUACUCAGUUUUUUGUUUGAACUCUAUUUUGUCUGAUGUAAGUAUAGCCACCCCCACUUUCCAGGAAGCCUGAUGUAAUAUGAGAAGUCCAUCUACCCUAAGACCACCAUGCUAGCUAGAGAAGCCAUGUGUAGAUGUUCUAGUCAACAGUUCCCACUGAGCUUGGUCUUGUAACCAAGAUGUUAGACAUAUGAACGAACCAUCUUGGACCUUCCAGAACACUUAAUCCAAGUGAAUGCCAAGUAUCCUCCAUUCAUCCAGAUGAAUGCCAAGAUUCCUCCAUCAACGCCUCAUGGAACAGGUUUCUCCAGGUUUAAGUGACACUUCUCCAGAUGAAGGGUUAAUAGAGGACUUGACUGUGGAAGACAAAGCUGUGGAGCAACUGGCAGAAGGAUUGCUUUCUCACUACCUGCCAGAUCUGCAGAGAUCAAAACAAGCCCUCCAGGAACUCACACAGAACCAAGUUGUAUUAUUAGACACACUGGAACAAGAGAUUUCAAAAUUUAAAGAAUGUCAUUCUAUGUUGGAUAUUAAUGCUUUGUUCACUGAAGCCAAACACUAUCAUGCCAAGUUGGUGAAUAUAAGGAAAGAAAUGCUGAUGCUUCACGAAAAGACAUCCAAGUUAAAAAAAAGAGCACUUAAGCUGCAGCAGAAGAGGCAGAAAGAAGAGUUGGAAAGGGAGCAGCAACGAGAGAAGGAAUUUGAAAGAGAAAAGCAGUUAACUGCCAAACCAGCGAAAAGGACAUGAAAAGUUGAAUGUGUUUGUGUGUUCUUCCCUCCCUUGUCCCACGUGCUUUGCAUUUAAGAAGACUUAAGUGCAGACCGAAGUUAAGGUAGUGCCUUAUACCAUUGUGUCCUGUUUCGAAAUCCUUUCCCCAAGAGUGCUGUCUCUAUAUGUUCAUUUUAGCCAUUUAAGAAGCUUCUUCUCUUCUCUCCCCCAACCCCAAGUAAAAGACAAAAUGUCACUUGAUUGGA
Molecule: messenger RNA, 1149 nt
Organism: Eptesicus fuscus (big brown bat)
Lineage: Eukaryota; Metazoa; Chordata; Mammalia; Chiroptera; Vespertilionidae
Gene: BLOC1S6
Product: biogenesis of lysosomal organelles complex 1 subunit 6
Exons: 6
Coding region: 440-922 (160 amino acids)
Biological process (GO): intracellular transport
Cellular component (GO): BLOC-1 complex; transport vesicle; extrinsic component of membrane
Source: RefSeq, a predicted model, not a curated record